AUGAUGUCAAUAUCGCGCUGCUGUAUGGAGAUGGGGCAGAUUGCUUUGGCCAAUUUAUUGGAAGAAUUUGAGUCAACUGGAGCUAUACGAUCGACCCAAGGCUCAGACAAUAACGGCUUUGACGACCUUGGGCGAACGUCUAUCAUCUAUGCUGUAAUUGCCAUACGGCCGCCCUAUGGUGUCUCAAUACGUAUCCGUCCUGCGAUCGGCCGGCUACAACAUGGUUCAUGGCCGUGCUGGUGUCCUGCGCUGCUACCACACCGUCGCAUUCACGUUGCCCUUAGCAGCCUCUUAUCCCCGCCUUUGAGACCGCCUCUGCAACAACGUCGUAUUCUCACAUCGCUUAUGCGUAAACGAGUCGCGAACAAUCAGAGCCAUAUGAUGAACUGUGGGUACUUACGCGUUGGCGAGGGUCAUGCGCAAGUCAGUCAUGGGUGGCAAGCGUCAAGAAGACAGGAAAAACGGCAGUAA
Messenger RNA from Colletotrichum truncatum, 471 nucleotides. Lineage: Eukaryota; Fungi; Ascomycota; Sordariomycetes; Glomerellales; Glomerellaceae. The record is from RefSeq and is a predicted model, not a curated record.